UCUCCUCCCUCCCCGGUCACUAUACAUUCUGGAGGACUCCUCACACUGUCUAUCACUCAGCAGCUGCACACAGAGAGCUGACAAAUCCUGAGCUCACACCAGCACCAGCAGAAGAACCAGCAUCACCAGCAGUCUUAUUGAAGUCGGGCAGCAUCCUCCAUUGACUGGAGCAGAGCACCAUGGCAGACAGCACUGUCCUCCGCCUGAGCCUCCUAUUGACACUGACAGGAAUUCUCCUUCUCACAUGCAGCUCUGCGCAGAGGGUCAGAGGCAAAAGACAAAAUAUGAAGGUUCGAAUCAACGCUACUGGUGAUACCAUAGUUCUGAAGUUUGUUAGACCCAACCCUGACGUCAAGCUUGAGGGAUACAUCCUAGGCUAUGGUUCCAGCAUGUUCUCCAAACAGUUCAUCCAGCUUCCAGAAAACGGAGAACCCUAUGAGACUGAGAUUGAUGCUGAGCCCAAGUACCUAGUGGCUGUUCAACCUAUCCCAACCAAUGAUGUGAAGAAGCAUUGUACAGGUAAGGUGAACCUGGACAAACCUCUCCACCUGGUGAUCGAUUCUGUUACACCAACAUCAGUGCUCCUAUCCUGGGGAACCUACUUAAAGACACCCUAUGAAGGAAACAUCAUGAAUGACUGCUUGGAGGAUGGGCAUUACACAAUUCGCUACAGAGAGAGAAACCGGAAGUGGAUCUACCAGACCUGCCCUACCUCUGAUACUGUGAUUGACAACCUCAAGCCCAACACACCCUAUGAGUUUGGCAUCAGAUCCAACAAAGACGAACGCAGCGGAGUGUGGAGCAAGCCAGUUAUCCACAACACCAACAUGGGAGACAAAAGCAUGCAGAUAACCUACAAGCCCAACCGAUCACCUUUUGCCAAGACUUUGGCUGGACCGCAUGGCAGUCUGUUCCCACCUCGACAUGCACUCCACAACAAAACUCAGCCAGGACUGUUCAAAAAUCCAGGCUUUAAUGGAGCUCCCAAGACAUCUUUUGUGCCACCAAUGGGCCAACAAGGAACCGUUGCUGCUCCCAGAGCCAAUGAGCCAAAAUGGCCUCAGCUCCCAUUGGAUUCAGACAGCCAUGUUAGAAAUGCCUCAUCUCAGCUGGUGGAGAUUCCUCCCAUACUUCCCAAAAUCCUACCUACUAAACCUUCCCACCCUUCAGUCACCCCCACCCCUUAUUCACUACCCAACGGUGCCUGGACACAGCAUGGACACCCCCAAACCAGGGCACCUAGUGCCACUCAGAUGCCACAUAGUUCCACUGGUAAGAGCAUACGGACUGGCCCGAUCUCUUCUCUUCCACCCAAACCCAACGAUUCAAUCCUAACAGUGACCAGCAGGAACCAUACAUCACUGGGCAGAGACCCUUUUUCUCCUCUCUCUAAUGGCAUAAGACCUUCCUCCCCCAGGCUCGGUGACUCCUCCCGAAGAUAUGGGGCUAACGGUGAACACCAUAAGGGACUCUCUCUUCCCAAACCAGUCAUGUGGUCCAGAGCAAGAAUGGGUUCUCCAGCUGCACGUUUACCUAUUCCAGCAAAAAAGACGAAUCUUGUGGACAAACCAGGAGAAUUAGCAGACAAGAUGACAGACCUGAAUCAGGACAAAACCUCCUUCUUAAAAGUGGUACUGACACCUGUUACAGCGAAACCAUUCAAACCAAAAACAACAUCAGCUUCUGCAGUUAUAGCACCCCACUUUGAGACAUGGGAGAACUCUUCAGUAUUCAGCUCUAUUCCUGCCUCCAAAGUUGAUGCCAUGGGCAAAGAACGCUACAUUGCUCCACAUGUGGUCUAUAAGACGGAUAAAAAGCCAGAUGAACCAUGCUCUAUUACCACCUCUCUGAGUUACUUUCCUGAAGAGGAGGGAGUAGAACAAAAUGCCACCAGUCCGCCAAGAACAGCACCAUCCAACCUCACAGUGGUAACCGUUGAAGGAUGCCCCUCUUUCAUCAUUCUAGACUGGGAAAAAACAGACAAUGAGACCAAAGAAUACGAGGUUAUCUCCACUACUAAAGGACCUGAUGGUGAACAGGUUUCCAUCCUGAUCACAAACCAGACUCACACAGCUGUGGAGAACCUCAAACCAGAGAGCAGUUAUGAAUUCAAGGUGAAGCCCAAGAAUGAGCUUGGGGAGGGGCAGCCCAGCAAACCAGUGUCUUUCAACACAGAGUCUGCGGAUCCACGGGUGAGCGAGAAUGUCUCAGGUAAAGAUGCCAUUUGGACGCAGUUCCCCUUCAAAACUGACUCCUACUCUGAGUGCAAUGGGAAGCAGUAUGUGAAGAGGACGUGGUACCGCAAAUUUGUUGGCAUCCAGCUCUGUAACUCCCUAAGGUACAAGAUCUACCUGAGCGACUCCCUCAAUGGUAAAUUCUACAACAUUGGAGACCAGACAGGUCAUGGUGAGGACCACUGCCAGUUUGUGGACUCAUUCCUAGAUGGAAGAACAGGCACUCAACUACCAGCAGACCAGCUGUCAAACAGGCCAGGCUACUUCAGAGCAAUGAGACAAGAGCCAGUCAACUUUGGUCAGAUAGGUGGAAACUCCCACAUCACCUAUGUUGCAUGGUAUGAAUGUGGAACGCCAAUCCCAGGAAAAUGGUAGGACUCAAGCAAGUGUCCACACAGAACCCAGAAGAGCAACUCUCAUUGGUUGGGAGUUCGGUCACUCCUCAGCCUAAGUCACUAAAGGUCGUACAAUGUAUAAUAGUGUACAGGAUCAAAGAGUCAGGGAAUUCUUUUGAGCGCAUUUGUGAUAUGUAAUAGCAAAACAAUGCCUCAUCUCUUUAUUUAUCGUACGAUAACUAGAGAAAAUGAAAUAAUUCACUAUGAGGAAAACUACUUCAAAUACAUUGAAGUGAUGAAUAUAAAAAGAAAGGAAAAAAAAGACUUGUUUAAAUAUUGGGAAGCAGGCUCCCUGAAACUAUUUUGAUAUUUUGUGUAAUAUUAUUUAUCAAAGUUUGUGGUGACAUGUUUCUUGUAAUGUUUUUUUUUUUUUUAGUGAGGAAGGGCCAGGCUUUGAUUAUGCGCUUAAGCAGUAAAGAUAGCCUGGGCUUUUGUCUAUCACCAGAGGCAGCUGUAUUAGUUUAGUACUGAUAUUGUAAGUCUCUAUGUCAGAUUUAAACUGAAACUCAUAUGUAUAGCUGGGACUCUUUGCUAUGUUGCUUUUACAAACACAUUGUACUAGCAAAAGGCUCAAAAAGUCAGGUUAACCCCACUAACAUAGAAAAAAUGGACACAAGGCGAUGACACGUCUAUGUUUACAACAGGUUGGGAUUACAGGCACAACACAUGCAAAUUAACAUUCAGUCAGAUGCUUGUACCAUGGCUAUGGUCUUCAAUUGUAAGCCCUGGUGAUUUUUUUUGGUUCUAGGUUGUAAGGAAGACCUUACACUUGCAAUUUGCACAGCACAAAUGUAUUUAUAUGUAUAUGGAGAGAGUAUUUUUUCAGGAAACCUAUGUAAGGAUUACAAAUCUUCCCCCUCAAGCUUGUGAAACACAAUUCAAGUCACACCGCUCCAGCCUUCUUAAAAAAAACUCUUUCUUUGAGUGUUAGUCGAGAGAUUUUCAAGGAAUCUUGAAGAUCUGAACAAAGUACAGCUUGUAUGGGUUACAUAUUUUGUACAGUUUUUUUCCCUGCCAAUCCUCAAGGCAGAUUUGAUCUGACUUAUUCAUAUUUUUAUGGAGUUUGUUUGUAAGAUGAUGUUGAUGUUUUUUCAAUAAUAAAUAUCAAAAGUUCUUUUUCUUUUUGUAAGAAAACCAUCUGUGUCCUAUUU
This is a messenger RNA of Xyrauchen texanus (razorback sucker), 3780 nucleotides long. RefSeq names its product ABI family, member 3 (NESH) binding protein b (gene abi3bpb). The record is from RefSeq and is a predicted model, not a curated record. Gene Ontology annotation, biological process: positive regulation of cell-substrate adhesion; extracellular matrix organization. Gene Ontology annotation, molecular function: protein binding. The transcript has 22 exons. Bases 180 to 2609 code for a protein of 809 amino acids. NCBI's taxonomy places the organism in Eukaryota, Metazoa, Chordata, Actinopteri, Cypriniformes, Catostomidae.